Messenger RNA from Phytophthora sojae, 1521 nucleotides. RefSeq lists its product as hypothetical. NCBI's taxonomy places the organism in Eukaryota, Oomycota, Peronosporomycetes, Peronosporales, Peronosporaceae. The record is from RefSeq and is a predicted model, not a curated record. The coding region runs from base 1 to 1521 and encodes 506 amino acids. The transcript has 4 exons.
AUGGCGUUCCUCGCGGAAGAUGAGGAUGCCAUGCGCGCGUUUGAGGCCGCGCUGAGCUUCGUGGACGGCUUUUCCGGCGACGAAAACACGCCAGAGUUUACUGCACUGAACAAGACAGCAGAGGCGCUAUCUCCGGUCGCGAAUGGAUUGGAAUUGCCGUCAAACGCCGCUGCAGACCACGAAAGCGAUGCUCAUUCGGCCGGACCUGUAGCAACUGUGAAUUCCGUUGUUGACGCUACGAUUCAAGGGCCCCGGUACACUUCAGCAGUGCCCAAUAUCUCGAGAGCCUCUGGGACGGCUGCCCGCCCGGUGUCCGAAGUCGUGAAGGCGAGACAUCGAGCAGCGGAUAAUGCCAGGAAGCGGAUGCUGCGGAAGGCUGGAAAGGUCGGGCAGUUGGAGAUGGAGCUGCGUAGUCUACAGGAACGGCCGGGUCAGACAACCUCAGAGGUGACGGAGGCUCUAGACGAGAGUGAGGCGAAUGGGGGUGGUAGCAGCACCUGCAAGAGCUCCAAAGAUGCUCAAGUCGCAAGUAUUUGGGAGGGCUUUGCAGCUCGCCAGAAAAACCGAAGAGAGAAGGCAGAGAAAGAAAAUGUGCGGCUGAAGCUCGUCCUUGAAGGCCAGAUUAAAGUGGCCAAGAGUUUAGAGAACUUACUGCUCAAGCGCGCUCAGCAGCAGAUUGCCGAGUGUUCUUCUUCGAUCCGCAGACCGGGCGACAUUUUGUGCCCCUCUGGCCGCACUUUAGAUUUCCGUGCGGAUGCCGCAGACUUUCAGGAGCUACUGGAGUAUCUUGACGUUGCAUACAGCGAGGUAGACGCGGUGCUAGCUGGCAACGGUCUCGACACAAUGAAAAUGACGCAGCAAGACCUGCAUAUGCGCGAAGGCGUGAAUGGCAUGUAUCUCGAGGUGUUUUCCAACAAGGUGAUGCCCUUUGGACUGCAUGCCACUGCGGAGGCCACGUGGAACUAUUUCAAGGGCUCAGAAAAGCAUCGUGGGAACCUGUACGCGAAAGCAGCACAGGAGCUGUUUGCAGGCAAUUCAAGCACCGACGUCCGCGUGAAACAAAUCAUCCGCCGCUACGUCGAAGCUGACCGAGAACUCGUUGUCUGGGUCGCAACGAUCGCACCAAUCGAGAUUAAACGCAAAGCGUUCGCUGGGUUGAUCUCCCACCACCGCAACUACGCUGUGAUCAAGCGAGCGAAGGCCUCUACCCCCGAUCAAGAACUGUCGCUUUUGCAGUUGGUUGCGCACGUGACGCUCGAUACGAAAGAGGGAACCAUCUACGACCCCAAGUACAUUCGAGUGCUCACCGACUUCCUGCUGAGCAACGCGGCAGGCAACAUCAAGGCCGACCAGGAGCUCGCGACUGUUCGUCGAGUGUGCAGUUGCUCUGGCACCGUCCGUGUACUGCUGCACGGUGAUCUGCGUUCCCACCUCAUUGUUCUUCUUGGAGAAGUUGCUCAGCAGGAUGCCGUUUACCCGCCGGAACACCCACUUCGGCGGUGCUAUUAUGAAUCCCGUUGA